CCUUCCGUACGUUUUGACGUACACGGACGUACGUAUGCGGAAACUCAGUUGUAAACAAAAAAAGGACAAUCACUGCACUUCUCUUCGGAGCUGAAAUACAAACGAAAACAUAGUUAUAUUUGUUGAACGCAGUUCGUUAAAGGUUCCAAAUAGUGGCAGUGGUUAAUGCAAUCGCUAGCUCAUUACUUUAAGAAGACAUACUUUGGUGUUGUUGGCCCGCAGAAACAACUGCAGCCAACAUGUCUAGGAAACAGACGCCGAAACCUGUACGGAGCAACAAGAAGUGCGAAUUGGAACGAAAGAGGGAUGAGCGAGCAGCACGCAGGGCCAUCGUAAAGGACCGCAAGAACCGGCCUCAGGAUUGCGAUGAAGGAGCAGAGUUUGUCAGUUUCUCCAAUCAGCUCCAGGCGCUAGGGCUCAAGCUGAGAGAAGUCCCCGGAGAUGGGAACUGCCUGUUCAGAGCUCUAGGUGAUCAGUUAGAAGGUCACUCCCGAGGUCACCUGCGGCUUCGGCAGGAGACUGUCCAAUAUAUGAUGUCCCAUCGACAGGACUUUGAACCCUUCGUCGAGGACGAUGUGCCCUUCGCACAGCAUUUGUCCAACCUCUCUCAGGCUGGUACGUUUGCUGGCAAUGAUGCUAUCGUGGCCUUUGCCCGCAGUCAACAGGUGAAAGUGGUCAUCCAUCAGCUUAACGCACCACUGUGGGAGAUAAACGGCGCAGAGAAGCAGGUGUGCAGAGAGCUGCACAUUGCCUACCGCUAUGGAGAUCAUUAUGACAGUGUGAGACGGAUUGGAGACAACUCUGAGAAUCCUGCUCAGCUCCGCAUAGAGAAUCUGCAGAAUUCACAAGGCCAGCAGCGUGAGUUUGGAGAUGGUCAGAGGGACAGACAGAAGAACCUUUCUUCCACAUCCUCAGAAGAGGACAACGUGAUCCUGAGCUCAAUCAAGAAUCGAGGAAUCCAGGGUGAUGAGGAAAACCUGCUCCAGCUGAGUGCGGCUACCAUCAAUGCUGAAUGGCUUGUUGGCUCCAUGCUGGGCCAGUCCUGCCAGGGCCAGUGUUCCUCAGGAUCCUGCUCAGCCUGUAGAGCUGCAUCUGCAGACUGCAGUGAGCAUAAACAGCCAGCAGAGGGCAUCAACGUACAAAAACCAAAGGUAUCUAACAAGCAGAGGAAAGAGCAGCUGCGGCAAGAGAAGAAGAAGCGCCAGGAGGAGAGGCAUCGGCAGAAGUUUCUCCAGAGUAAAGGAAGUCAGGACCAGAACCAGAACCUGCCAGAGGCUGUUACUUUAGUACCAGCUCUCAACACUCUCAGUAUAUAGACUGGAGCAUGGCCAAAAUAACGUACUGCUACUGUAGCUACCGGUGGCUGACGCGAUCUACAAAGUUUUGCACAUAGUAAAGUUAGAUUCAGUCACAGCGGAUGACUUUUCCUAAAGAGAAUCCUAUAGUUUCUUUGCAAACGGUAUAACGGUGCCUGCAAACUUGUGUGUGUGAGAUGUGUGAAAGUUGUAAAAGACAGAGAGUGAAAGAGCAUGACUUUCAGUGUUUUUAUUAGGUUUUGGUUCAGUUCAAUACCUGGUUGGUGUCGGUGUAAGUAGAAUCUCCUCUGCCUACCACGCUACCUAACCCCUUUCUAUGCUGGACAUCUGGCUUUUCAUGACAACCAUGCAGAUAAUCUUGUGUAGCUGGGCUUUUUGAUUUGCCACAGACUGAGUUAACGUCAGAUGUUCAGAUCGUUUUGUUUGUUCUGUCUGACCAAAGAAAGAAGUAAAGGAAGAGCGGCAGAUGGAUGAUUGUCAUGCACACUGUGUAAGUAAUGUGGCAAUAAAUAAUAAUAAAUGAUGAUAUAAUGUU
Molecule: messenger RNA, 1851 nt
Organism: Micropterus salmoides (largemouth bass)
Lineage: Eukaryota; Metazoa; Chordata; Actinopteri; Centrarchiformes; Centrarchidae
Gene: otud3
Product: OTU deubiquitinase 3
Exons: 8
Coding region: 240-1316 (358 amino acids)
Biological process (GO): protein deubiquitination
Molecular function (GO): cysteine-type deubiquitinase activity
Source: RefSeq, a predicted model, not a curated record